Messenger RNA from Orussus abietinus, 825 nucleotides. RefSeq names its product MIP18 family protein CG7949 (gene galla-2). Gene Ontology annotation, biological process: iron-sulfur cluster assembly. Bases 280 to 759 code for a protein of 159 amino acids. Lineage: Eukaryota; Metazoa; Arthropoda; Insecta; Hymenoptera; Orussidae. The transcript is spliced from 3 exons. The record is from RefSeq and is a predicted model, not a curated record. Gene Ontology annotation, cellular component: cytosolic [4Fe-4S] assembly targeting complex.
UCGAUAAAGCAGUUAGUCAAUGGCCGAAUUGAGAAGAAGUGAAUAAUAAAACUCGGACAUCUCUUAAGAUCAGUUUUCAGAUUAUGUUCCUGUUGCUGCAGCCAAUUCCAGAUAGUUCUUCGUGCGAUUUCGUCGUACAUAAAACUUAGGCAUUACGAGUGCAUCACAUUUUUAUCCCUAUUCCUAAACUUUGAAGAAAUUUGUGCGGUAGUCCCUGAAUUAAAUUUUGUUAGGUUAUGCUGGUUUUUAUUAUCGUCUGAUACGUUUCAAUGCUUUACAAUGAGUGAUAAUCGUGAAACGUUAGAAAACUUCAACCCAAAGUUGUACAAAAAAGUUCAUGAGAGACCGGUCACGGGAGAUGACGCCAACGAGGAAGUCAUCGAUCAGUUUGACUCCAGAGAAAUAUUCGAUUUAAUUCGAAACAUCAAUGAUCCGGAACAUCCCUUAACGUUGGAAGAAUUAAAUGUUGUCGAGCAAAGUCAAGUGGAAGUCGAUGACGAAGGUAACAAAGUUGUGGUGAGGUUUACACCAACUAUUCCUCACUGCAGUAUGGCGACGCUGAUUGGCCUCUCGAUUCAAGUGCAGUUGAUAAGAGCGUUACCAGCUAGAUUUAAGGUAAAAGUGGUUAUUGCACCGGGAACGCACAACUCCGAACUUGCUGUUAAUAAACAACUUAAUGACAAGGAAAGGGUUGCUGCUGCCUUGGAAAAUAAUCAUCUUAUUGAAGUUAUUGACCAGUGCAUCAGUUCUGUGAUAUAAAUUAACGUUAAACAAAUAAUUUGUGUAGGAAAAUGUUUCAAUUAUAUCAUAUAUUAUGUAAUCAAA